Saccostrea echinata is the source of this 1474-nucleotide messenger RNA. Its product is annotated as zinc finger protein 778-like. Lineage: Eukaryota; Metazoa; Mollusca; Bivalvia; Ostreida; Ostreidae. The record is from RefSeq and is a predicted model, not a curated record. The transcript is spliced from 2 exons. Bases 105 to 1274 code for a protein of 389 amino acids.
UCGCACGCGGCAUAUCUCCAAGGAUGCAGACGAACGCCAUGUAAAUAACGUAAAUAACGGUUUUCGUGCGAUUGUGUUCACAGAAGUAGAAAAGAAGAGACAAAAUGCCGAAAUGUUUAAUGCAUUCAGUUCGAAACUACAGAUCUCGAAAAUACACAAGGCACUCAGAGUUCGACCAAAAUGUCAUGACAACACGAUCUGGUCUGGCAAUAAGAAAGGUGUCGGUCACGCCUAUGUUUUCAGGAGCAACGAAGUACAUGUACGCUCAAGAAACGACCGAAAUGAAACGAAGACAAAACUACAAGAGCUCGUGUAACCAGAAACAGAAGUCCAUGCACCAUCUUCCAUUUGUGACUAGAUUUUACCUCGGCUUUAAGGUUCCUGAUCUGGAUCUUUGUGGGAACGACUCCAAAGAAUUCGAUUCCAGGGAAGAGGAAUCCAUGCAGAUAACUAUUGGUCAUUCCAGAAAAUCCAGACAAUAUCAUCUGCUCGAUUUUGAAAGUGAUGAAGAUAGCUUCGAAUCUGGUUCUGAUGACGAUUUUUGCAACAGUAUCAUCGCACAAAGUAAAGAAUUCCGUUAUCAAUGCAUGGACUAUACAGAGUCCACAACAAAAUCGGACCCAUCGAGAAACAUAUUAGAGGCUCUGUCCGGUUUGCAACCCAUAGAAGAAAGGAUACGGGAGGCGACCUGUGAUUUUCAAGUGACGUCUAUAGAGAAUCGGACAGAAAUUGGAGAUUGUUCGAAAUACCCGUCUCCUACACAGUCCGUCACUGCUGCGAUGUCUGAUCUCAAAUUAUCAGGUCCCGCUGCCAUUAUGUCCACAAAUCCAACACCAACCAUAACUACCUUUACUGCUCCAACUAUUACUACCAUUCGCUCAGGGGUCAUCUUUCAAGCCAAACCUGCAUUUACAGAAUUACCCCCCUUUAAAUGUGAGGUUUGUGAAAAGGAAUUUUACGUCUCAGCCAACUAUACAACUCAUCUGAGAACUCACACCGCCCAGCCGAAGAACAAAUGUGACGUCUGCGGAAAAGUAUUCACGCGCUCUUGGUUGCUUAAAGGACACAUGCGCACGCACACAGGGGAACGUCCGUUUGUUUGUCCACAUGAAGAUUGUGAUAAAGCAUUUGCUGACAAGAGCAAUCUUCGUUCACAUAUGCUGAUUCAUUCCGUGACCAGCAAGAACUUUUCAUGUCAAAAAUGUGGACGAUCUUUCGCUCAGAAAAGGUAUCUGCAUAAGCAUUUGUUGGAGGUUUGUAGAGUAAUUCGAUAAGCUGUCAUUCUUCUGAAGAUAACAGAUGAGACUGUAACGGCAAUUUGCUGUCUUUGGAAAUACACAUGUAUUUUGAAUUUUACGAUUGAAACGAAUGUGAUCGACAUUGUAUAUUUGUAUUGAUAAGUCUUCAUUUAUUUGUUGAAUAUCUGUGUAAAUAAUUGUCAAAAAGGUGCAAUAUAUAGUAAUCCGUUAAUUAU